Molecule: messenger RNA, 7715 nt
Organism: Petromyzon marinus (sea lamprey)
Lineage: Eukaryota; Metazoa; Chordata; Hyperoartia; Petromyzontiformes; Petromyzontidae
Gene: CFAP221
Product: cilia and flagella associated protein 221
Biological process (GO): cilium movement; motile cilium assembly
Cellular component (GO): 9+2 motile cilium
Source: RefSeq, a predicted model, not a curated record
CUACUACUACAGCGACUACUACAAAAGCGACUAUUACUACAGCGACUAUUACUACAGCGACUACUACUACAGCGACACUACUACAGCGACUAUUACUACAGCGACUACUACUACAGCAACUACUACUACAACGACUACUACUAUAGCAGCAACAUCUACAACAGCAACAUAUACAGCAGCAACAUAUACAGCAACAUCUACUACAGCAAAUACUACUAUAGCAGCAACAUCUACUACAGCAACUACUACUACAGCAUCUACUACAGCAACUACUACUACAGCAGCAACAUCUACUACAGCAACAUCUACUACAGCAGCAGCAACAUCUACAGCAACAUCUACUACAGCAACAGCAACAUCUACAGCAACAUCUACUACAGCAACAUCUACUACAGCAGCAACUAUAUUUUCAACAGCAGCAACAACAACUGCAACAUCAGUGAAAGCACAAUCAAGAGCGUCAACACAACGUACACAGUGCAGCCGCACAAUGCAGACCGUGGCCAGGCCCUACUCCUCGGGGGAGCUGAGCAGGUGGAGGCCAGCACUCCAACCCCAGGAUCACCCAGACCCCGCCAGGCCUUCUGCUCCCCGGACCAGAAGCCCAAGCCUCGUAGGGCCCCGUAGGCUGGUGCCCAACCACUUGCUCCAAACAAGAACCUUCAGGAACAUUGUCAAGAACCAAGUGGUCGAGGCCAAGCCUGGGAUCCUACAUUUCGGAGGCUACGAGCUGGGGAAACGGCAUGCACAGGACGUGAAACUUAUCAACAUUUCAGCUGAGUGCAUUAACAUGCACAUUAUUCCUCCGCAAAGCAAACACUUUCAAGUGAAGUACUCCAAAAAGGGUGCACUGGUGCCCGGGCUGUCAUUACGCGUGUGUGUAGAGUUCUGUCCAGACGAGUGGCGCUACUACUACGACUGUAUCCGCGUCCACUGCCAGGGUGACGAGACGCUCCUGGUCCCCAUCCACGGCUACCCGGUCGUCAACGUUCCUGACCUCCCCUCCUUCCUCAAUAUCCCAGACACCGCCCUCGGAGAGAGCCGUGAAGUUGCCAUUCCCCUGCGCUGCAGCUGCCCCAUCGAUUUUGAGUUCCAGGUGUCCAUCACGCAGCCCAACCCGGCGAUCACGGUCACGCCCAGCUCAGGGUUGAUCCCGGCCCACGGGGAGACGCGCUUGGCGGUGCGGUUCUCCCCGCGCGAGUUCUGCACGGCCCGCGCCACGCUCUCACUGCUCGUAUCGCAGUUCAACGCCCAGCCGCUCGAGUGCACCGUGACAGGGACGAGCACGCCCGGAACGCACGCGCGUCGUGUGCGGGCAGCCAAGGAGGAUCGGAGCAGCAAAGCGGUUCCCAGCCCAACCGCUUCCCAGGGUCCACAGGCACGGAGAACUCGCCGCCUCGGUCAACUCUCCUCCCACCGCAGUGGAUCGAUGAGCGGGGUGGUUGCAGGAGGGGCGAGUCUGGGCGUGCCGCCGCGCCUGGACACCGUGUUCGCUGUGAGUCGCAUCCUUCGUGAGCAGCCCGACCGAUCCCAUGCAACAGAUCUCCGGGAUGCGGAGCGAGGAGGAGGAGGAGGAGGAGGCGGGCAGGGGUCUCGGCAUGCGGCCGAAGCGCUCUUCCUGCAGAAAGUAGCGAGAUUCACCAGGGAGGAGCGAGCCAACAUGCUGCGCUGGCAGGUUCACCUGGGCAGCGAGCCGCUGUCAUCUCGGGAGAAAUGGGAACUCGCGGAGGCACUGCGAGUGGCGGUGCUGGAGUACCAGCGGAGCCGAGGGGAGCACGUUGGUGUGCUCGCGCAACCAAGCGUCGAGACGGUGUUGACCUCACACCGUUCCUGCCGCCUCAUCUCGCAGGAGCUGCCUGUGCCGCCCGGCAUGGAUGUCCUCGCGAACGAUCCUUGGCCUCUCCGCCAGCGCGCGCUGGAGCGGUUGCAACAAGCGGCCCGCAAGGUGAUUGUGAGAGCAAGACUUAUGACACGACUGGCCCGCCUCAAGGCCCUGCCUGCUCAAGAAGACCGCGUUCAACCGGACACAGGGCACGUGGCGGCGAAGAGGGAAGCGACGUGGAGUGGAGAUGAGUCAGAGGAAGAAGAGGAGAGGCUUUUGAAAAUCUCCAUAGAGAGGAUCCUUCCAGUGUCAUUCAAGCCCGUGGCAGUGGGCAGGCUAUUUGAGGACAAGGCUUCUCCACCCUCACAACCACAGCUCCUCGAGCCAACGGAAGUGCGGAUUCCCAUCGAGGUGCCGUACCUACCCCUGAAGGUGAACCUGGACUCGCAGCAGCUGGGCAGGUACCGCCCCGUGUCGGUCCACGAUGCGUUCCUCACCUACAGCCGCUCGGCCCUCCCGAUCGCGCCCCGCAGCUUGCCACCCAGGCCCCAGGAGGAGCAACAGCAGCAGCAGCAGCCGAGUGGGUACCCGACUGUCGGUGGUCUGGGGAAGUCGGAGCAGGCGGAGCGAGGACGUGAGACGACCCAAGACCCUGAUGGCGGUCCCAACUUGAUGUCACCGCCCGCCACACUGCUCCUAACCCCCCCACACCCCUCGCCACUACUCUUCAGCGCAGCGCCCAGCCUUCAGGCCCGUGUCUCAAUGCUGCCUCACGUGGACGUCCAUCUUGACGCCGUGCUUCCUAGUGGCGGGAUGACAUGGGGCCCAGGGGCUGUUGCGAGGAGGCCCCGGACCCAACGCAGGGCCUUCACAAGCAGGGAUGCUGGGAGGGGUGCGAUGGACUGGCAGAGGUUCCUGCCGCCAGGCCUCCUCUUCUUCACCUCUUCUUCACAGCCCAACUCCACCACGCCCAGCUGGACGAUGCUCGCGGGCACAACGACGAUGCUACUGGGCGAAGCGCUGGUGCUCCAGCGAGCUCUGUCGCCCGAGGACCAGGAGAGCAUUGGAGGGGGCGCCCCGGGGAUAGCGCUCACUCCCAGCAUGGUGGCAGCAACGUUCGUGCUGCCGGACAGCGACUCGGGCCCACGGGUGUGACGGGUGAACCGAUGCUCACACGCUCCUCCUGCCCUGACCGUAACCCUUCGCCUCCGUUACCUGCAUGUGCCCAGACGCUGGGUUGGACCCAUGUCCAACGUUUGCGCAGAAUGUUCUCUGUUAGUUUUGAGUGGUGUUAAACCCUGCACGCCUGCAACCGAUUGGCCAAAAAUGCGCCCAAUCUCAUCAGGUCUCAGAGAUACUUAUAUGGGUGACCGCCAUGCAUUGCAGGUUGUCAUAGGUUGCUCGCACGGCUAUGCUCCCCAUCUUCACCAACCCAUACUGGGCAGCGUGGUGAAGUAUGGUCAAAUAUCCUUCAAGAUCCACUCGGCCUUGGAAGGCCCUUAUCCAGCAGUGAAUUGGCAGAGGGCUGUACAUUUGCAACAUCCUGCACAUGCUGUUUUAUUGCUACUGCAACCCAGGCGAAUGUUGGUCUGGAUAAUUAUCACCAGGCUUACCACCACACUACACCCACUUAUUAUACACCCACUUAAUGAUAAUCAUCACGAAUGCAUGUAUUCAUCCAGGAAAGCCUCACUGCAUUUCUGCAUUCUUUAUCAGGUGGAGUCUUGCUUCGGUACGUUUCCUUGUAGCCUUCAAAUGUAAUGCUUUGCAAGUGAAAGAAAAUAUCGAGCGUAAGGACAAAGAAAUCACCACGCACAAGGGGGAAUAACAAAGAUUAGCACAAAUGGUUCCACGAACCCACUAACCAGUUCACUGCCCGGCGGGUUUGGCAAGGAUACCGUGCCGGGAAAUUUGCGAAUAAAGGGCUUGGUAGCCUCCUAUAGGUGGGGUAAUGCUGCGCCACUGCACGACAUCAUACACUUGGUCUACAUAUGGAGUUUGUUUUUUUAUCAGAGAGACAUCCCAACACAUGUAGUAUGCAAUAUCUCUUCAAAACUUUUGAACAACACCCACAGCAGCUGCCACCAUUUUACAUUUCAACCUACGAUGGGUUUAUUGCCCCUUGGCCAAAACUGGCUCCAGGGAAUAAUUGGCACAGAGGUGCCUCAUUGAAAGAGGUGACAACCAAUUCCCAAAAAUGGCUUUGCAUUUGAAGCCAGUGGACAUUAAUGUUUAAUAUUAACUGUUAGGAAAAAAAGCAAGCGUCCACGGGAGGGAGGGGUCGCGAGAAGAGACAAUGGUGCGUGGUCGGGGGACUGGCGACGGGAGAGUGGGGUAAGCCAAGGGAGGGGUAAGCCAAGGGAGGGAGCGGCCGUUCUGUUGGUGCAGCUCCUGUGCGCCGAUAGACAUCGCUAAGCGCCAUGAGUGGGGCCGGGGACGGCGGGGCGUGGGGACCGAUUUGGUUUUUAUUGGGCGACCUCCGAGAUCCAAACCCUUGCACCGUGAGCGCCAGGCAUCACGCGAACGCCACGAGACAAAUGCGCCACGCCAGAACUUCCUCGCUGGAGUGUGAUGGGAGCAGCACGAGUGGUGCUGCAAAGUGAAUGCUGCUCUGAUUGAAUCCACGAGGCUCUUGGCGAUGUGGACGUUGUUGGUGUUUGUGGGUGGAUCGAGGAGCACCUGCAAUUGCUGUGGGUAAUAGCCGAGCGAGCGUGCUGUGCCGAGCAUUAUAGCUGUGCCGAGCAUUGUAACUGUGCCGAGCAUUAACAGGUCCCUGCAGGGUGGGCUGGUAGGACAAGUCGCUGCGCUGUCUAUUGCUGAUUUUACACCCAACAGCACGAGAUUUCACUUCGUUAAAGUAUUGAAAGGGGACGGAUGGACGGACGGACGGACACAUUAAUCUAUUGCAGGCUGGUACACUCAGUUUACAACUUCGUUCCUACCAGUAUAACUGUGCCGAGAAUUGUAACUGUGCCGAGAAUUGUAACUGUGCCGAGCAUUGUAACUGUGCGUGCAUGUACGUUGCGCUGGGCGUUAUAACCAGGUGAAUGUGCUCGAGGGUGUUAUGACUUGGUGCGUGUGCUACGCUGGGCAAUGUAAACGGACAUCGGUUGGGUCAUGUGCAUCCUACUUCACAAGAGAGACCCCAUUCCCGGGCCACAUGACCCUCAGUGCCUGUGUCUUGAGCCUUUGUUGUCACCGGGAUUGAUUUUUUUGUAGAAUCAGGGCGCGCUUGUAAAACUGUGUUAGAUGCGCGGAUGCGCUCUUAUACUCGCGCUCAAAGAAUCGCUGCUCUCCCCAGAGUGUGUGCUCCCACUGGGUGAUCGCCGUCUUAUUAACCCAUCCCACAGCCAGGACGAUGAUUGCGGUGCAUCUACGCCACGCCUGAGCGUACGCUCAAAUUUAUCACAGUCGUGCUGUUUUGGCUCCAGCCAUAUCUUUGAUUCCAGCAUCUGUAGUCGAUGGGCUCUGGGUGUCAUAUCGCUCAUGUGCAGUGGAAUGGAGAUCCGCAUGAAAGGGGGCACUUUCCGUGGUGGUGGUGGUGGCGGCGGCGGCAUCGUGCGGUGAUUGCCCUUGGCAUCUUGGGCAACAGGCACAAAAUUGCGUGCAGUGCGGAAGCAUAACCCUAAUCGUGACUUCACCACACGUCCUUAAGCCUCCUUACACGCCCUCACCACCCCUCAAACCAUUGACCGCGUUCACACAGCACUGCCCGAUUCGAUCAUUCACCAGCAGCGUUUCAUAUAUUUAACAUGAAGCGACUCCUGAGGUCGUCCACUGGCUCACUCACCAACCUUCACAUGAACAUGCAAACGUGACCUGAUCAACUCCCCACCACAGAAAAGGAGACCACCGUUUCACCACACGGUCAUAUGCGUGACCUUACCCAGCACGUUGUCACGCUAAAGCCUGUGCGAAUGACACCAGGGUGAAGCACCGCGUAACCGAGGUGCAGAGGGAGCGCAGUUGAGUGGGCGGAGGGUCAAACCGCUUCCGGUUACGUGGCGGGGUGGAGGUCGUGUGGGCGAAGGGGCUAAGGGAAUGCUGUUUGCACGCCAGCGACGUGGCGGGCUAAAAAUGGGAUUGGUGCAGGGAGCGGAGAGGUUUGAUUUACCACAUUACGCUUCUCUUCACAUCACACGCUACCCCUCUGUGCUUGGGAUAUUCUCACCAACAGGGGGGCCCCCCAUUCGCUUCAGCAUGGGAGCUCCGAUUCUGGCCAAGAUCUACAAUAGUGCUCAGCUGCUACCAUUGUUGUUGGGCUUACACAAUCGUGUACAAGUGUGCAUGUGUGUGCUGGUGUAUAGGGAAUGGUGCCGUAGUGGUUUACACACUGCGCUACGAACCCGGCGAUUUGGGUUCGAUCCCAGGCCACGGCUGACAAAUGUUGCGAGUCAUAUCUUAAUAUGUCCUGGGCUUUGUCUAGGUUGUUUCCUCCGCCUUAGGUAAUUAUAUGUUGAGGUGUAUAAACAUCAGCUCAGGCAUGGUGCUAGUCACACCACCCUCUCGUGUGCAAUAGGUGCUCGCCACCAGCCCCAGCAGUCAAUACGGAGGGGUCUUUCUCUCUGUGCAUAUGGAGGAAGGUGUAUGCGGCUGCAUUUUCUCCAUGUUUGGCCAAUUUGUCGUAAUUUCCCCCAUUCACAUCUGCUGCCGUAUGCACACUGCGCUCCACUGGCCCCAUGUAUGUAACAGCGUCGCUUCCCCAAUUCAUCACGGGCUACUUCCACAGCCUCCCUCCUCCCUGCGUUACACUAACUUCUCUCUCCACCCUCUAUCCGCCAUCUCUCUCCUAACCUCCACUGCACCCCUCCAUUCUCUUCCCUCGUUGCUCUGCCACCUCUCUCCUCCAAUCCACUCAUUUCCUCGUCCCCGACCCCUCCCUCCCGCCCUCUCCUCCUUUCCCACCUCCCCUGGGUAGGGUGAGAUUUGGUGUAGAGAAGCAUAAUGUGGAAAUAUGGAGUGUGGUGAGACACACUAUAGGUAGGAUGACAUUGCUCAUCAUUUUUGUCAAUUUCUUCGCUAAAAAUUAAAUGCAUGAAUUCAUGGUUUUCAUAUAAUAUUUAUCAUCCAACAACAGCACUCUCGCGCACUCUCGCGCACAGCCUCGCAGCCUCGCUCGCGCGCAUACACACACACGUGUGCGCAUACACACACGUGCUGCUCAGUGACAUAGUAACACCCUGUGCUCAAGGCACAGGGCUGCUUGAGCAUCUGAAGAGGAAGAGUGAAUAAUCAGAUAUCUGUCUGUCUCCCCGUCACCUGCCCUGCAGCCAACGGGCAGAGCACAUGCGGUCCAUGUCGCUUCCACAGAGUGCCUGAAGGGUAGAACGUGCAAACUGUUCAUCAAUUAAAACUCGAUUUGUACGCUCAUGGUACUCGCAUCAAAAGUCUCUAAUAAAUGGACGAUUAACUGUGCAGGAUGGUAGAACCAUCUAAGCGAAGCAACAAGGCAAACACGUCAAAACAAGACAAAACAACAAAUGGGACAGUGCAGGUGGCUGUAUCAAAUGGGACGGAACAAAAGAAUGGAUUCUUCAAUUGAAUCGUGUCACCGAAACACGACAAUUAAUUGAAUGGCCGAAGGCGAUAGUGAAUUGUUCAAUGCCUCUUAAUGUGAUCCCUCCCACAAGGCACAGACUGCAUAGCAUUACACCGACCGCAGCUCGAAAAGACAGCACUAAGACAAGCCAUUGCAACACACAGCAUCACACUGCGUGCCAAAACAACACCGCUUGCAGCACACCGUCACACCUGAACGCACGGCAAUGCACACAGCAAUAUGAUGGGCGUCAUGUGUUUAUUUUACAUCGCCACUUGUGACAAAUCACAAAAUUGUAUUUUUAUUAAAUGUAUUUACAAAUGUAUCGUAUGCUCAUUAAAUACACUCUGUGGA